AUUCCUCACUGCGAAACCACACAUUCGGAUGUAGUGAUUUUGCUUGCGGAAGACUCAUAUCUAGUGCUUAUUCAGGGCAUGUUGCAAUCAACGUCUGCUGAAGAUGUGUUUAACCCAGCGGAAUUCGGUGCUAGCCUUUGUGAGAUGGAAAAAUUAGAACCAGAGACCGAUCCAGAACCAUCGCCGACCAGUGUUGAAGCCGAAACCACAAGGCCAAAUCCAUGGAGUGCGAAUUUGGAUCUUGUCUAUCCUCCAAGAUUCAGUGAUGAGGAUGUGGUUUUUGGUAUAGAUGGUGGAGUACUUUACAAUGGAGCUCCAGCUGAGAAUGUCGAUGUCCCAGCACUUUUGAAUGUCAGCGUUUUGCGGGAUAAGGUAUAG
Strongylus vulgaris is the source of this 378-nucleotide messenger RNA. The record is from the annotation of a GenBank genome assembly. NCBI's taxonomy places the organism in Eukaryota, Metazoa, Nematoda, Chromadorea, Rhabditida, Strongylidae.